Molecule: messenger RNA, 3378 nt
Organism: Suhomyces tanzawaensis NRRL Y-17324
Lineage: Eukaryota; Fungi; Ascomycota; Pichiomycetes; Serinales; Debaryomycetaceae
Gene: PEX6
Product: AAA family ATPase peroxin 6
Exons: 2
Coding region: 1-3378 (1125 amino acids)
Biological process (GO): protein import into peroxisome matrix
Cellular component (GO): cytosol; peroxisomal membrane
Molecular function (GO): ATP binding; ATP hydrolysis activity
Source: RefSeq, a predicted model, not a curated record
AUGCCUUCUGCAAUCGUCAACAACACCAGUCCAAGAUCGAUCUCGACUAUUGCAAAUGUCACUUUCAUCAACAACAAGCUGAUCGACAAGCAUGAUGUUUUGGAGAUCUCUAUUGAUCUUUUCAAUAAGAUCUUUCCUGAUCAACAGGGACACGAGUCCAAAUUCGUGCUUAUCAAGUUGAUAGGUUCGCCAGAUUUCUUCAAAUCAUUCAGAAUUUUCAAAAUCAACUCCAUUGACUUCGAAAACCAGAAGAAUACCAUCAAAUUCAUCAACAAUACCAACAUCAAUAUUCAGUUCACAGAAGAUCAGUUAACCCUCAAUUCGGCUAUAAUUCAGUCAGUGUCAACUGAGGAUAUACCAAAAUUAUCUAGAGUGUACGUCUCAGUUCCAGGUGAAGUGUAUUCUAUUUUGAGUAACAAACCUCAAGACUCGACCAGAGCACAAUUUUUGACUACGUUCUUAGCCCACAACGGUUCGGUGGCUAACGAAAGUGAUUAUAUCCGUUUGAUAAACGGUCAAAUCAAACUAUGUGAGCCUGUAUCUCAGGGAUUUAUUGAUUACGACACCAAAAUUGUCUUGAUCAAAGACAAUGAAUAUCCACAGGGAUAUGGAGGGGUUAAUAACUUUAUCGAAGAAGUUGAAAUUGAAAAUGACGAUGACGAUGAAGAAAUACCAAACGUGGAAGAGUUAGAUAUCUCUUCGUACUUAAGUUCAAGCCUUCAAUUCAAUGCAGGAAAUGAUUCCAUCAAAAGCUCGGAGUUCAAUGUCAGACCGUUACCUGAGCCAAUUACUAUCGAAGGAUUGCCAAAAGAAUGGGCAAAGGAUGACACUGAAGCAUUUGUAUUUAUGAACUCAAGUGACUUCAUCAAGUUGGGCUUUCCCAUUUUCAAUGGGGAUUUGUCUAAGCUCCAUUUUGGUUCCAAGCUGGUCAUUGUCAGAGUAUUCACUCUAGCUGAGCCAAAUAAAAUAUUCAAGUCUGGAAAUGUAUACUUGUCCCCAAUCUUAAUCAUCAACCUCGAUUUGAAUCCAGAGUCUAGUAUCACAUUUGAGCCAAUUUCCACGACAUCUGCACAACAGUUAUCCACUUAUCUUCCAAUAGCUGAAUCGGCGAUAAUUUCGAGAAUUUCCUCUCCAAUAACCAUGGAUAAAACCUACCAGAAACAUUUCUUUUCUAGUCUCAAGACUAGUUUGAGUAAUUAUUUCAAAUGCGUUCAGAAGGGUGACUACUUCCCGGUUGUGAUUGAUUCGGUAUUGGCAAAAACAAUGUUCGAUAAUGCAACAGGUGAAGAGGAUGGAGAGGACGAAAAUGGAAGCAAUGACGCUUUUGAUGUCAUUCCCACUGGGGACCCUGAUGCAGUCGCCUGGUUUAAAAUUGUGGAUAUAAAGGGAGUCAACGACGUGGGUACUGAACAGUUUAUCAUUGAUCCAACUCAGACAUUAUUGGUUUCUUCUGGAGUCGAAUUUGUUAGAUUGCCAAAGAAUGAAUUUAGUCAAUGGUAUAAUUAUUUGAAACUUCCUCCAAGUUUCAAUUUCAAUAGCCAUUUGGAUAAAGGAGACUUCCCUUAUGCUAAAGACUUGAAGAAAAUCAUUCAAACUUGCUUGAGCUCAAAGAUAAAUCUCAAAACCACGGUCAUGCUUCAGUCAUUGAGCAGAGGUAUUGGAAAAACAAGUUUAAUUAGAAACUUGUCUACAGAGUUAGGAUUAAACUUGAUAGAGUUGGAUUGCUUUGAUUUGAUAAAUCCCGGUCAAGAAUUAAAAACCAUCGGAUUCUUGAUGGGAAGAAUAGAUAAGAUCAUUGCCAAUGCUACCUCUGAUUCUUCUUGCUUCCAUAUAAUUUACUUAAAGCACAUCGAAAGUUUGUGCCCUCAAGUUGACACCAAUGAUCAAAAUUCCAACAUUCACACCUCCUUGUCAUUGAAAAUUGUUCAAACCUUGAAUGACUACCUUACUCAGUACGGUAACAUGAUUGUUGUCAUGAGUUGUAACGACUUUGACAAAGUAAAUGAUAAUAUCAAGCUGAUGGUUAAAUUCAACAUCACUUUUAAUGUUCCUAGUGAAUCAGAAAGAUUGCAAAUCUUCAAGUUUUUAAUCGGCAAUGAAUUCAACGGAAAUUUCGAUAUUACUUCCUCCGUCUUUGUUCUCAGACAAGAUAUCAAUUACAAAACUUUAGCCUUACAGUCAGCUGGUUUGACCCCAAGAGAUUUGACUUCGAUCAUAAAGAAGUCCAAGACAUUGGCCAUAAAAAGAUUAACAAAAUUAGCAAUGGAUUCUGACAUUACACUCAAUAAAUUAAUCAAAAUUGGUAAUGGUGGCUUAAUCAACUGGAUUCCAGAAGAUUUCAACCUAGCUAUUAAUGAAGCCAGAAAUCAAUUCAGUGAUUCUAUUGGUGCUCCGCGUAUUCCCAACGUCAAAUGGGAAGACAUUGGUGGAUUGGAUCUUGUCAAAGAUGAAAUUUUGGAUACCAUUGAUAUGCCCUUGAAGCAUCCGGAAUUGUUCAACAAUGGUUUGAAGAAAAGAAGUGGUAUUUUGUUCUACGGGCCACCUGGUACUGGUAAGACGUUGUUGGCUAAGGCUAUUGCCACCAACUUCUCGCUUAAUUUCUUCAGUGUGAAGGGUCCAGAAUUGUUAAAUAUGUAUAUUGGUGAAUCAGAAGCUAAUGUCCGUCGUGUGUUUCAACGUGCUAGGGAUGCAAAGCCAUGUGUUAUUUUCUUUGAUGAGUUGGAUUCAGUUGCACCAAAGAGAGGUAAUCAAGGUGAUUCCGGAGGUGUUAUGGAUAGAAUUGUUUCCCAAUUGUUGGCCGAAUUAGAUGGUAUGAGCGGUGGAGGUGAUGGAGGUGAUGGAGUGUUCGUUGUUGGGGCUACUAAUAGGCCAGACUUGUUGGACGAAGCUUUGUUAAGACCUGGAAGAUUUGACAAGAUGUUGUAUCUUGGUAUUUCCGACACCAACGAUAAGCAAACCAAAAUCCUCGAGGCGUUGACCAGAAAGUUCAAGUUGCACGAGGAUGUUGACUUGGCCAAAAUCGCUGAGAAGUGUACCUUCACAUUCACGGGUGCUGAUUUCUAUGCGUUAUGUUCCGAUUCGAUGUUGAAUGCCAUGACUCGUGUGGCUAACGAAGUUGAUGCAAAGAUUAAGAAAUUCAACGCUGAUCUAGUCAAUCAAGGCAAAGCAACCGUUUCUACAAGAUGGUGGUUCGAUAAUGCUGCUACCGAGGAGGAUAUCAAUGUGUUGGUCAAAAUGGAAGAUUUCCUCAAGGCACAACGCGAGUUGAGUCCUUCUGUCAGUGCCGAGGAAUUGCAACACUACUUAAGAGUUCGGGAGAAUUUCGAAGGUGGAAAGGAAAAGGCCAAGCAGGCGGAGACUAAUGGUGUGAACAAGUAG